AUGGGCAGUGUCGACCUCCGUGGCCAACUGCCUUUCCCAACUGGACCGACCAUCUCACUUGAUCCACCACCGGGCACAACCUUCGCGGAAUCCCUAAAAGCAUGGACGGACAACCAUGUUGCCCGCUGGUUAUCCGAUAUGAAAUGCGGAAUGCAUGCAGAAGUAUUUCGUAUCAACGACAUUCGCGGCGAUGUUCUCCUCGAAUUGGAUCAAGAUACACUCAAGGAAAUGAAUAUCGUGAGCAUUGGCGAUCGCAUUCGCAUUUUGAACGCCGUCAAGCUCCUUCGCCAACGUGCAGCAGCGAGAACACCCUCUCCUAUCCACGUUACCCGCCCCACGGCCUCCCAUACCCGCACUGGCUCAGAGAACCUCAGCCUGGAACAAGGUGUCGCCUCUGGUCGCGGUCACUCGCGGAAAGAAUCGACUCGACCACCUCCUAUUACCAUCCACCCCAAUGCGAACAAGGGGGAUCUACCUGAUCUUAUUCGAGAGCCUCCACCAGACUCGGCAUCUGGGCGGUCGAUGAUGGCUCCACCACCUGUGCGACCUCUGCCAGUCCCUCAGAAUGCAACCCCAACAGCAUCUCAGGUCUCCACUCCAGAACCAGGGAUUACUCACGCCCUCAAACGGAUCUACAUGGGAUUCACGCUCCAAACCCUCCAGAUCAACGUCUCCGUUGCCGCCGCCUCGGGCCCAGCCAGGAGACUGGGCGGACACCCUUACGCAAUGCCUAGUGUACAGGCUACACUGCAUCCACCGACAGGUCUACAGAACCCCAACCUUUCACCUAUAGAUGAACAUUUCGCGGCAGCAGGCCAGAACAGUUCAUCAACCAGCACACCAUCACCGCCGUCUCAACCCUACAGAUCCUACACACCCGCAAAUGCCUACAACACUCCAAGCCUAGAUGACAUCCGGAAGAAGAUUGUCAAGUUCGUUAUUCCCGAGGAAGGAACAUCAUACAUGAUUGAUGUCACCAACUGCUCCAGCGGUCAAGAGGUCAUCGAGAAAGUACUGAAGAAGAUUGGAAAGGGAGGCUUUAGGGGGAUUGAUAACGACGGCCAUGGUGACCGGGAUGAUGGUAGUCUGAACGUCGAUGGCUGGGCCGUAUACCUUGCAUCCGGGGAAGAGUCACCUUCGGAACCGCUGACCGAAACCCAACUUCUAAAUAUCUGCAACGCUCCAGACCACCCUGCACGAGAACGGGGACUUGCUGUGCGCAGGCUACGCCGACAAGAGGACAGAAGCGGAAGCCCGCUUGCAAGGAAUCUCCAACCACCGACACAACCAACCAGCAAAGCAACUAAGCGCGCUAGCUCUAUCAGUAUUCUCAGUGGCCUCGGAGUUCGCAAUCCAGACAAAGUCCUCGGCGACCCACCCUCACCCAGCAACGAAGCUCCAAGUCCUCCCCCUCCUCCCCUCUGGCAAAGCGGUGCCGGCAAUGCCAAGCGACCGUCAAAGCUGCGCAACUUCUUUGGUCAACGACCCCCCAGCGAGCUCAUCACCGACCAUCUUCCCGAAUUCUUUCCUAUGGCGGAAAAGAAAGUGCUGCGUACAGCUCGACACAGUAUUCUAUUGCGUUCUGGAACUCUGAAACGGCAGAGUGCCUUGUCAGGCGGUUCGAUUCAACUUCCACCACCGCCACCGUUACCCUCAAGGUUUAGCACCAGCACACAAGGCUCGGGUUGCAGACGCUCGAUGUCCCCAGGCAGGGCGUCUAUUACCUCACUGCCACCCCCUCCGCUUCCAGAAAAAGAUGAAGGGGAACCAAUACCUCGAAUGUCACUCUCCACCGACGAUGGACAUUCUAUCGACCUUCAUUCCGACGACGACGACGACGACAUUCCUCUUUCCGCUUCCGUAGCCCCUCGGCUUCUGCCUCCCAUCGAAACUGGUUCGUUCUCUCAAUCCAUGGAGGAAAUCACAGGAAGUAGGCCCGCUUCGAGAGCCACGUCCAUAGGCUCCAAGCGACUUAGCUUCAUGUCUGAACUCCGAAGCAAACGAGAUCGAUCUGACACUGCAAGUAUGAUGACCGUGGAUGAGAUCACAGCGGAGGUGGAGAGUAGGAGGGUGAGCAAGAUGCCAGAUAUGUCAAACGCGAAUGAUCUGGAGGGGUGGACGAAGGUAGAGAAUGCGGCUAGCUUUGAUACCGCUCCUACGGUCCCUGCUGAUGAGGUCGAGGUUGAUGAUGAUGAGGCUACCUUGGCCACAGAAGACGAUGAGGAUGAGGACGAGGAUGAUUCCGACGAUGACUUUGGUAUUGCAAUCCCAACACGGACGAACAACAAAUGGAUCAAGGGUGCAUUGAUUGGCGCUGGGUCAUUUGGAAAAGUCUAUUUGGGGAUGGAUGCGUCCAAUGGUCUCCUCAUGGCUGUCAAGCAAGUCGAACUUCCCCAGGGCGACGGUCCUAGCCAGGAACGCAAGAAGAGCAUGCUAAGCGCCCUCGAAAGAGAGAUUGAACUCUUGAAGGUCCUUCAACACGAAAACAUUGUCCAAUAUCUCUACUCUUCUAGUGACGAUGAGUACCUCAAUAUUUUCCUGGAAUACGUCCCCGGUGGAUCGGUCGCCACUCUCCUCUCGAAUUACGGCGCUUUCGAAGAACCUUUGGUUCGGAACUUUGUUCGGCAAAUCCUUCAGGGUCUCAGCUACCUUCACGAACGUGAUAUCAUUCAUCGAGACAUCAAGGGUGCUAACAUUCUGGUUGAUAACAAAGGAGGAGUCAAGAUUUCCGACUUUGGUAUCUCCAAGAAGGUCGACGAUAAUCUACUGGGUGGAAAUCGGCUACACAGACCGUCAUUGCAAGGAUCGGUCUUCUGGAUGGCGCCUGAAGUCGUCAAGCAAACCGGGCACACGAAGAAGGCUGACAUUUGGAGUGUCGGAUGCCUUGUUGUCGAGAUGUUGACCGGUGAACAUCCUUGGGCGCAACUGACUCAGAUGCAAGCCAUAUUCAAGAUCGGCUCUUCCGCAAGACCGACUAUUCCUUCUGAUAUCUCUGCUGAGGCACAAGAUUUCCUUCAGAAGACAUUUGAAAUCAACCACGAGCUUCGACCUCAUGCUGCCGAACUUCUUCAGCACCCCUGGCUGUCCAAGAAGGGUAAAAAAGCAGCAGCGGCAGCAGCUGCCGCCGCCGCCGCCGCCAGCGCCAGCGCAGCCUCCUCCACUAAUGAUUCGCCUUCAUCGUGA
Messenger RNA from Coprinopsis cinerea okayama7#130, 3183 nucleotides. RefSeq names its product STE/STE11 protein kinase. Gene Ontology annotation, molecular function: protein kinase activity; ATP binding; protein binding. The record is from RefSeq and is a predicted model, not a curated record. Lineage: Eukaryota; Fungi; Basidiomycota; Agaricomycetes; Agaricales; Psathyrellaceae. The transcript has 8 exons. The coding region runs from base 1 to 3183 and encodes 1060 amino acids. Gene Ontology annotation, biological process: protein phosphorylation.